Cutaneotrichosporon oleaginosum is the source of this 792-nucleotide messenger RNA. RefSeq lists its product as uncharacterized. Gene Ontology annotation, cellular component: cortical actin cytoskeleton; actin filament; site of polarized growth. Gene Ontology annotation, molecular function: actin filament binding. The record is from RefSeq and is a predicted model, not a curated record. Gene Ontology annotation, biological process: regulation of actin filament polymerization. Lineage: Eukaryota; Fungi; Basidiomycota; Tremellomycetes; Trichosporonales; Trichosporonaceae.
UCCUAGCUCCCCGUAGUCACCUCUACUUCAUUCAUCAACGUAUAAUCCUAUAUUCUCCCCACCCUCUCCGACAUCUCUCUUCUCCCCACUCCUCACUCCCUGCUCUCCUCCCCUCCUCUCCAUCUAUUCUCAUAAUGGCCGACGUCAAGGACCCAAAAAUCCAGGAGGCUUACGAGGCUGUUCGCUCCGACAAGGACGACACCACCUGGCUCCUGCUCAACUACGAGUCGGACCGGUCUGACAAGCUCAUCCUUUCCGAGACGGGUACGGGUGACAUUGCCGAGUUUGCAUCCAAGCUUGACCCCGCAAACGCGUCGUUUGGCUUCGUUCGCGUCAAGUACUCGAACGACGACCACUCCUUCCGCGAGAAGUUUGCCCUCGUCAUUUGGAUUGGCGAGAACGUUCGGGUCAUGCGUAGGGCGAAGGUGUCCGUCCACACUGGCUCGGUCAAGGACGUGAUUCGCAGCUACGCCGUUGAGAUCUCUGCCUCAUCUUCGGCCGACCUGCAGUACGACGACGUCGUACAGCUCAUGCGUCGUGCUGGCGGUGCCAACUAUGACCGGAGCAAGUUUGACUAGACACUACUGGGUCGUAGAUAGAGCUGCACGACUCUGCGGAGCUGCGGUGUGAUAUGUCAUCUCGGCGGGAAACUAGGGGCGGAAGGGGUUAGUGCUCGGCGUGAAGGCGCAGACGGCCGAUCGAGAGCGGAGGUGGCGCGGGCUUUGCGGACUUUGCAGGUCUCUGCUGGUUUGGGCUUAAUCAGGAGUACGGAGCAGCUGCCCUAAGCCGCGC